AUGCCUAAAGAGGAAGGUAAAAAGGAUUCUUCGGAUGGCGAAGAUAUUCCUAGUGACUUUUUCGAUGAUUUUUGUAAGGAUGACUUUAUGCAAGUUAUCGACAGUUGGAAUACAGAGGACACAAAUGAUACCCGCGAAAGAGGAAGGAUUAACAAAGAUGCAGUCAAUAGCGUCAACGAUCUACGCGAACUUAUCGUUAAAGAAGAAAGCCAGGAAAGGCGCCGACGAGAUAGAUCCAGGCACAACGAAGGUGAGGAAAAAUCUCUAGAUGACUACAUACGCCCUGGGAGUCGUCGAGACCCUAGCAAAACACUUUCAGCUAUUAAGAAGGAUAAGGAAGUAAAGGUGAAGGAGCUGCUUGCUAAACAACUCGAUGCCACAGAUGAUAUUAGACCACCUGGCACUGAAUUGGAUGACUAUUAUGAUGACAGCAGACAUAGAGUCAAAAAGAAAUUGGCAGAGGAAGUAGCUAGAAAAAAUAUGAUAGAAAAGGACAUGGAAUCAUCACCUCUGAGGCACACUGAAGAAACUCAAAGAAGACGAAGGGAUUCACCAAAAUAUCGUCGUUUCUCACCUUUAAAGAGGCGCAGAGAAUCUCCUUUUCGACAUCGAAGGGAUUCCCCACCAAGGUAUCAUCGCGGCUCACCACGACGAUACUCGCCGCAAAAACGUCGUGGAUUUUUACGAGGUAGCCCUGACAACUACGUUUCGCGCCAUCGUCGCCCUAACUAUUCGCAUUGGAGCCCAAAACGCAGUCCUAGAAGGCAUCGUAUUAGUCCAGACAGAAGACGGGAAAGUCGUUCCAGGUCGCCCUACAAACGCUUCAGGUCAAGAUCGCGGUCUCUUGAUAGAAAAAAAGGACAUUCCUCCGAUAAAACCUAUGUUUCGCGCACUGCUGAUGUAUACUCCGAAGAAAAGAAAUUUUUACCUCCUGUAAAUAAUGAGUAUGUACAUCCAUACUCAUAUCCUCAGGCUCCUAGUUACCCUGGCUAUACUGCGGCUUACUACCCACCGUCCACUCCUAUGUCACAACUACCACAGCCAGUACCUGCUCCAAGUAUGGUGCCUGCACCUUCCCAAGUGUCCCCAGCUGAUUCUGCCAUGCCUGCUUCACAAAGUAUGGACUCAGCAUUGGCUACACCAUACGAUGCAUUGGCUAAAUUAGUUGCUGAUGGAAAACUUUCUCAUGAAGAUUAUUUAAAACUUGCACCUAAUAAAGGUUCUACUCCUAAUGUGGAUCCUAAGGAGAGGGUUGCCGUGUUGAGUCGGUGUAGAAUAGCUAUGGAUCAUCUCUCCAAGCUGGAAUUACCAAAUCGUUUACUCAUCUCAAACAAUUAUAAGGGACAAGAACCAAAAGCCAUCGCACCCAAGUUUUGCUCUCCGUUAAAAAGGCAAACAGCUGUGGAAUUCCACUUCUCAAAAAACAGCUUACCAAAGGUUGAGCAGAGGAACAAGCAAAUCAUUAAAAGCAUUAUUUCAGCACUAUCAUUGGAUAAAAUAGUGUCCAGGACAAUGAAGAAAGUGCAGAAGAACAUGAAAGAUGCCUCAGUGCAAACGAUGACACCAAUAUGUGAAGUGUGUGAUAUUCGUGAUUCGACAAAACUUCAAGACGCAAGUACAUCGGUGGACCCUGAUCAUUUCUCCAUGUCGGUGCACACGCAGGUGAUCGAAGAGGACCUAUACAGUUCUAAGUCCAUGUUUAAUCCCAGCGGCAGCAGCAGUAGCGGCGCUCCUAUGUCAAUAGCACAUCUCACUCCGGCGCAACUUGUAUCGCAGUUGGCAGCGCGGGCGAAGACCUUGAAGCAAACAGACCAUUCAAGUCAUAGCGGGCCAGGAACUAACCGAUCCAAUUACGAGUAUGAUUAUCGACGUGGUAAUCAAUAUCAUAAUUCUAACUACGAUUAUCGAUACCAAUAA
Leptosia nina is the source of this 1917-nucleotide messenger RNA. Lineage: Eukaryota; Metazoa; Arthropoda; Insecta; Lepidoptera; Pieridae. The record is from the annotation of a GenBank genome assembly.